GAUGACAUCACCACGGUGAUAGGUGUGCUCGCUAAAUGCGGAAACGAGCGUCAGUGCCUUAGAUUUCCCAGCAAGCAGGUCAAUUGGACAAGACAAACAUGUGGCCGAAUCAAGGACCUCCAGUUCAGCCGCCCAAUCCUGCAUUUCCUCCACCUCAAUACCCCUCAUAUCCAGCCAUGCCCAUCCCAGCUCACCCACCCGGACAGAACCCUGUCUACCCACCAGGCACGAAUCACCCCAUGACCAUGCCUUACAUGACCCCAAACCAACAUCCCUUUCCUCCAGCUGCCCCUGGUCCGCAUGCACCAUUUCCUGGUGUAGGAUACCCUUGUCCUGUCCCGGAGAUUGGAGGACACCCAGCAGGUAUGAGUGUGCCUGGUCAUACGAAACACAAGAAGAUGAAGAAGAUGAAGAAAGGCAAGAAGGCUCAUAAAGUUAACAAGGAACACAAACACAUGAAGCAUGGCAAGCAUUCCUCUUCGAGCAGUAGCAGCAGCAGUGAUUCUGACUGAAGAUGAUGAUGCUUUUAUGCACUGAUUAUUUUCCUCCACUCAAUAAAUAGAUUUAUGUCUAAUUUCCAAAUGUCUGUGCAGAUAACUGACCAAGUGACCAUCCGCAUUAAAAUGGAUAAUCGUGGGGAUGUGAAGUACCAGAGUAAUUGUACACCAUAAUAAUAGUUAAAUACACUGAUCAUUCACAGCGUUAAAACCACCUGCAUAAUAUUGUGUAGGUCCCUCUCGUGUUGCCAAAACAGCGCCAACCCGCAUCUCAGAAUAGCAUACUGAGAUUAUAUUCUUCUCACCACAAUUGUACAGCGCUACCGUAGACUUUGUAAUUUCAAAUCUUAGUGGUUCUAGAUGGGCUGUUUGAUUGUUUGUGUAACUACUGAUCUCCUGGGAUUUUCACACACAACAGUCUCUAGAAUUCAUUCCAAAUGGUGCCUAAAACAAAAAAACUUCCAGUGAGUGGCAGAAAUGUGGAUGCAAAUGCCUUGUUGAUGAGAGAGGUCAACAGAGAAUGGCCAGACUGGUUCGAACUGACAAAGUCUAUGGUAACUCGGAUAACUGCUCUGUACAUUGUAUUGUGGUGUGAAGAAUAACAUCUCAGAAUGUGGGUGGGCACUGUUUUGGUGGCACAAGGGGGACCUACACAAUAUUAGACAGGUGGUUUUAAUGUUGUGGCUGAUCGGUGUAUUGUACUUUCAGUGUAGAGUGUAAUUGACUACAGUACAACAGUCACCAAAACAUUCUUUGACCUAAAGUCAAAGUCAAUUAUAAGUUGGAUAAAUUUGACUCAGUUUUGAACAACUAUAUUAUAUGUCAGACAUUUGCUUCAAUUUGUGAAUUGUGAUUUAAAUAUAUUUCUUUCCUUUUUAUGCAUCAAAGUUACUUCAUUGAGAAAGAUUCUUCACUCUCUUGAUUUCAUAAAUUUCUUCAGAUGAUACUUUUGGGUUAUUUUGAAUCCGCACUUAUAUUUUAAAGCUGAAGUGUGUAAUUUCUGUGCCUCUAGCACCAACAGAACAGAAAUGUAUAUUUUUAAAGCUUCUCUAAAUAUUCCCCUGUCUGCUGCAAAUCAAACAAGGAUAGUCCCGCCCCAGUUUCAUGCUAUUGGUUGAGUCAGUGUUGAUGUGUUGGGCUGGAUGGGCCACUGCACAAGAUUUUUUUAUAGUGCCACAAAGACACAGGGCUCUAUUUUUGACCACUCUAAGAGCAGUGCAACACACAAUGACUGUGCUCUUUGUCUUAUCUAAUUUUAAUGAGAGCACUAAAUCUGUGCAGUUUCUGUGCCAGCGCAAAUCGCAAGUGGGUGGGGGUGUUUGUGCUAUCUGUGGGAGUGUUUGCGCUGUCUGUGGGUGUAUUGUAUGUUAAUGAAGUGGCGCAAAGCACAAUUUGCUGUUUUCCUGAAAAAUGGGUCUUUGUGCUAAGAUGUUUUAGAAGCACAUCUAUUCUUGGUGCCAAUUCCAAAAUCAGUACUUGCAUUAUUAUAGUCAGGAGGUUCCACUAGCAUGUGGUAAUGUUAAUGUCCAAACUCUGAAAAUACAGUGAAACGUUAUAUUACGUCACUGUCAUAGAAAUAUGCCUGACAUUCAACAAGUCCAUAUUUCUAUUCUUAUAAUUCAUUGCAUUAAGCCAGUUUAUAUUAGGCCUUCUCACUUUUAUGGAGUUGCUGUCUUUGUUUAUUUCUUUCACUGGUUCUUGAUAGGGAAUGGAGUGGACUAUAUAAUAGGAUGCUGACAGUCCAUAGAAGAACCACAGAAUUAAAUGUGUAAAUGUCCCAUCCCAUUAGCGCUUUGCGAGCACAAUUUUGCCAAACCCACUUGUGCCUAGACUUAACUCAUGCUUGCACGAAAAUACCAAAACUUGAUGGCCAUGCCCACCUAUUUCACAUGUAUGAUGAAUCGCACAGUGCUGUGCAGAAGGCGUAGCAAUGCUAAAAUAUGGCCCACAGUUUUUAUAGUUGUCGAGAAAAUCAACAUACAGUACAAAUGGCUUAUAGUUGUUUCUGCAUAAUAAGCUAGGAUAGGAGAGUAUUUUAACUUUGAAAAGGUUACACACUACAGCUUUAACAUCACAAUUUAUGAAGAAAUUGAUUUUACAAUCUAUAAAAUAGUUCUGAAAUUAAUCCUGUAAUUUAUGUAGCCUUUCUAAGUGAAUGUGAUUAAUCAAGUGAUUAACUUAAAAUGCAAUUUAACACAUUUCAACUUGUUAAUUGUGUAAUAUGUUUAAUCUAAGUUGUAUAAUGUAUCAUGGCUAAUAAUGAGAAAGCACUGACAUGUUUUCAAUAAAUCAAUUUUCAACCUUA
This is a messenger RNA of Xyrauchen texanus (razorback sucker), 2802 nucleotides long. It is a transcript of the gene prr13, whose product is annotated as proline rich 13. The transcript is spliced from 4 exons. The record is from RefSeq and is a predicted model, not a curated record. The coding region runs from base 99 to 512 and encodes 137 amino acids. Lineage: Eukaryota; Metazoa; Chordata; Actinopteri; Cypriniformes; Catostomidae.